CUGCAUUUAUCAUGGAAAUUUGAUUUGUUCUCCUUUCUUUGGCCUCUGAAGACUCACYUUUGGGUAUAAAUAUCUGAGGCAGAAGUGAGCAGGACAGCACUAAGGAGCACAUUCAGAUGAGUGAUGGAUGUUCUCCAACUUUUCCUUCUGUUCCUGUUUGUGCUUCACAUGACAUUGAGCAAACACAUCGUUCACAGAAAUCUGUUUACACAACGAGUGUGCUGCAAGAGGCAGAGUCACUUUGUGUACAUUGGGCAAGACAUUUCAGGGAGUCCUGUCAGCGUAGAUGUGGGAAUGUGCAGGUCACGUUGUGGGAUGGCCAUAAGGUCACCGCAUGAAGCAAGACAGCAGGAAUACUCAAAACAUUCCUCCAUGCUGGAAUUUCUGAGGAGCAAGAGGACGCGGACGCACGGCCCGGCUGCCCCGGUGAUCUCAGAGCCGCUGACCCGGCUGCCCUCCUGCGGGGCGAACCAGAUGUGCGAGCCGACGGGGAUGCRAGUAGAGCGGCUGCUGCUGUUCGAGGGGCCCCGGGAGGUGGAGGUCAUCGAGGAGUGCCACUGUGAGGUCGAGCUGACCCAGUGCAUCCGAGUCCCAGCUCUGAGGACUUACUACAUYGAAACACCGUAUGCGACGGUAAUAGACGUGGGAGGAUGUUCCCGCUCUAAAGGAACCCCAGAGGGUGUUUCCUGCGUCCCCACCAAGUUUGACUCAGCGCUGCUGGAAACUCCCAACGGAGUGGAUGUGAUCCAGACCGUGUCGGCCUGCGAGCUGAAGGAAAGCUGCUACAGGGUCCCCCAUGUGGAGCACUUCUAUGAAACAGUCCAGCAUGCAGAGGGACUCAAAGAAGAGAGGCUCAAAGAAGUAGAUGUGGGCAGAUGUUCGGGAGGUUGCACAACAGGAAACCGAUGCCUUCUCAGGAGUCCAUCAGAUCUGGGAAACUGCCUGCUGUGGUMMGACAGACAGUCCAGUUCCUGYGYUCCUCAAGGAUACGAGAGCCACAGCUUCAUCAACCAGCAUGAGCAGCUUCGUACCGUCCUCUCCAUCACCUCCUGCCGCUGCCAAAACUGAGCACAGCGCCCUCUGCUGGAAAGCAGCCUCCACAGUAACUUCUGGAGAUUGACCAAACUCUUGUCAAAACUUUAGGGUUUUAUAUGUAAUAUAUGUAUAUGUGAUAGUUUUGUAAAUAAAAUUAAUAACACAAAAUGAUAA
This is a messenger RNA of Poecilia reticulata (guppy), 1209 nucleotides long. RefSeq names its product pinhead (gene pnhd). NCBI's taxonomy places the organism in Eukaryota, Metazoa, Chordata, Actinopteri, Cyprinodontiformes, Poeciliidae. The record is from RefSeq and is a predicted model, not a curated record.